Messenger RNA from Eurypyga helias (sunbittern), 1021 nucleotides. Its product is annotated as nuclear pore complex protein Nup98-Nup96-like. Gene Ontology annotation, biological process: protein import into nucleus; RNA export from nucleus; post-transcriptional tethering of RNA polymerase II gene DNA at nuclear periphery. Gene Ontology annotation, cellular component: nuclear pore cytoplasmic filaments; nuclear pore. The annotation marks the transcript as partial. The transcript is spliced from 6 exons. Lineage: Eukaryota; Metazoa; Chordata; Aves; Eurypygiformes; Eurypygidae. The record is from RefSeq and is a predicted model, not a curated record. Gene Ontology annotation, molecular function: structural constituent of nuclear pore.
GAAGAGCAUAAAGAAGUUGGUUUUGAAGAACCUCAACUGUAGCAAUCUGUUCUCACCGGACAGUCGGGAUAACGAAGACCUGGCUUCUCCGUCGGAGUAUCCAGAGAAUGGAGAUCGGUUCUUCCUGUCGGUACCUCCUGAUGAAAACCACAGGCAAGACGGGGAGCGCGAGGAGGAGGAGGAUCAUCCUGAAGUGACUCGGUUUUACACCAACCCCAUCGCCAAGCCCAUCCCGCAGACCCCGGAGAACACCGUGCAGAAACACCAGAACAGCGUGGACGACACCAUUGUGGCUCUGAACAUGCGGGCGGCCUUGCGGAACGGUCUGGAAGGCAGCAGUGAGGACGCCUCGUUUCAUGACGAUUCCCUGCAGGAUGAGCGUGAGGAGGAGCCUGAAGUCGUGCAUCAUCUGCAUCCAUCAGGGAUCGUCCUGACGAGGGCUGGCUAUUACACCAUCCCGUCCAUGGAGGAGCUGGCUCGCAUCACCAAUGACAGGAACGAAUGCGUGGUCACAGACUUCACCAUAGGCCGCAAAGGUUAUGGAUCGAUUUACUUUGAAGGAGAAGUAAAUCUCACGAACUUGAAUCUGGAUGACGUCGUACACAUCCGCCGGAAAGAAGUGAUUGUUUACCCUGACGAUGAAAGAAAGCCGCCCGUCGGGGAAGGGUUGAACAGGUAACUUUGGGUUACCUUGGACGGGGUCUGGCCUACGGAUAAAACAUCUCGUUGCCUGAUAAAAAGCCCUGAGCGCCUGGCAGAGAUGAAUUACGAAGGCAGGCUGGAGGCUGUGUCUCGGAAGCAGGGCGCCCGAUUCAAGGAAUACCGCCCGGAGACCGGAUCCUGGGUGUUUAAGGUGGCCCACUUCUCCAAGUAUGGCUUUAAAGAGGAAGAGCAUCCUUCCAAAGUGGACGCCAAGAAGUUAAAAACUACGCCUGUGCCACCCCUGGGGCAUCUGCCGCCGCAGCAAAUGGCCCUGGACGGCAAACCAACGCCUCCAUCCCAGGUAGAAGGAGGGCAGUGA